Molecule: messenger RNA, 303 nt
Organism: Parascedosporium putredinis
Lineage: Eukaryota; Fungi; Ascomycota; Sordariomycetes; Microascales; Microascaceae
Source: the annotation of a GenBank genome assembly
AUGGCCUAUCGACCAAGCCAUAUUGCCGCCGGUGCUAUGUACCUCUCGAGGUUGAUACUGGACCGUGGCGAAUGGGACGACAUCAUUGCCUUUUACGCUGGCUAUACGGAAGAUGAGAUCGAGCCGAUAGUUCAACUGAUGGUUGACUACCUCGCACGACCCACCAUCCACGACGCCUUCUUCAAGAAAUAUGAACGGAAGAAGUUUCUCAAAGCCUCAAUGAUUGCUCAGGGAUGGGCAAGGGUUAAUGCUCGCCAUUUCGAUAUCGUAGACGUCAAGCUUAGUCUCGACCAUAUCUCUUGA